Halichondria panicea is the source of this 1719-nucleotide messenger RNA. Its product is annotated as fumarate hydratase, mitochondrial-like. Gene Ontology annotation, biological process: fumarate metabolic process; tricarboxylic acid cycle; malate metabolic process. Gene Ontology annotation, molecular function: fumarate hydratase activity. The transcript is spliced from 8 exons. Lineage: Eukaryota; Metazoa; Porifera; Demospongiae; Suberitida; Halichondriidae. Bases 114 to 1607 code for a protein of 497 amino acids. Gene Ontology annotation, cellular component: mitochondrion; tricarboxylic acid cycle heteromeric enzyme complex. The record is from RefSeq and is a predicted model, not a curated record.
GCCUCCAGCUCUUUUAGAGAAUAAUCGGCCUGGGAACAAGACCUUUAAUUAAGACUUUCCUUACCCACUCGAUCUGGAUCACUACAAGAAGCUGUGAUAUAAAAGCUGCUAAAAUGGCAAAGGUGUUGCGUCUUGUUCCCUCUCGGCUCGUGUCCUCAGUGGGCGUGGCUAGAGGCAUGAGACCACCCUCCACCAUUAGGCUCUAUGCUAGUUCUAUGCGUAAGGAGUACGACACAUUUGGUGAGAUAGAGGUCCCUGCUGACAAGUACUAUGGUGCUCAGACUGCACGCUCCAAGAUCAACUUCCCCAUAGGAGACGAAACAGAGAGAAUGCCAUUACCAGUGAUCCAUGCCUUUGGUUAUCUGAAGAGAGCUUGUGCUGAGGUCAAUAAGGAUCAUUAUGGACUAGACCCCACCAUAGCAGACGCCAUCAUCCAGGCUGCCACAGAGGUGUACAGUGGUAAACUGGACGGGCACUUCCCCCUAGUAGUGUGGCAGACUGGGUCUGGUACACAGAGCAACAUGAACGUCAACGAGGUUAUCAGUAAUAGGGCCAUAGAGAUGCUUGGCGGAGUGAAGGGAUCCAAGACUCCAGUGCAUCCAAAUGAUCACGUCAAUAGAAGCCAGAGCUCUAACGACACCUUCCCCACAGCCAUGCACGUUGCUGUUGCCAUGGAGAUACAUCGCUGCCUUAUUCCAGGAAUUAAGGAACUUCACGCUUCACUAUCCGAGAAAAUGACUGAAUUCAAAGAUAUUGUGAAGAUUGGAAGAACACACACUCAAGAUGCUACUCCCCUGACUCUGGGUCAAGAGUUCAGUGCAUAUGUGACUCAGAUGGUGAAUGGAUUAGCACGUAUUGAAGGGACUCUCCCUCGCCUCUAUGAGCUAGCCAUCGGAGGGACUGCUGUGGGGACAGGUCUAAACACUCGUGUGGGGUUUGCUGAACGUGUAUCUGCUAAACUAGCAGAGCUAACUUCUCUGCCAUUCACAAGUGCUCCUAAUAAGUUUGAGGCCCUUGCUGCUCAUGACUCCAUGGUGGAGGUGCAUGGAGCUCUCAACGUGCUCGCCUGUAGCAUCAUGAAGAUUGCUAAUGAUAUUCGCUUCCUUGGAUCUGGCCCGAGGUGUGGUCUGGGAGAGCUGAGCCUGCCUGAGAAUGAGCCUGGGAGUAGCAUCAUGCCAGGCAAAGUCAACCCCACUCAGGCCGAAGCUAUUACCAUGGUUACAGCACAAGUCAUGGGCAAUCAGACAGCCGUCACGGUUGGCGGUAGCAACGGACACUUUGAGCUCAACGUUUUUAAACCUAUGAUGGUACGAAAUGUCCUCCAGUCAGUUCGUCUCCUUGGCGACGCUAGCCACUCCUUCUCUGUCAACUGCGUACGAGGAAUUGUUGCAAAUCGUGAAAGAAUUGAUAAACUGUUGAAUGAAUCGCUGAUGCUUGUGACUGCCCUCAACCCUCAUAUUGGAUAUGACAAGGCAGCCAAGAUUGCCAAGACUGCUCAUCGUGAAGGCACCACCUUGAUGGAGGCAGCCAUCAGUCUCGGCUACCUCACUCAGGCCCAGUUCCAAGAGUGGGUGAAACCGGGGGACAUGCUAGGACCUAAAGACUGACUGACAUUUCAGUGAUAGUUAUAAUAGGGACAAUAUCAGCUGUUGCAAUUACUGUUUUGUGCAUAAGUUAAUAUUGAUGGCAGACAACUGCUGCAACAGCUUCUUACUAUGA